Molecule: messenger RNA, 1153 nt
Organism: Zonotrichia albicollis (white-throated sparrow)
Lineage: Eukaryota; Metazoa; Chordata; Aves; Passeriformes; Passerellidae
Gene: NEFL
Product: neurofilament light chain
Biological process (GO): neurofilament bundle assembly
Cellular component (GO): axon; intermediate filament; cytoplasm
Molecular function (GO): structural constituent of postsynaptic intermediate filament cytoskeleton
Source: RefSeq, a predicted model, not a curated record
GAGGUGUCCGAGAGCCGCCGCCUGCUCAAAGCCAAGACGCUGGAGAUCGAGGCCACCCGCGGCAUGAACGAGGCGCUGGAGAAGCAGCUGCAGGAGCUGGAAGAGAAGCAGAGCGCGGAUAUCUCCGCCCUGCAGGAUACAAUCAACAAAUUGGAGAAUGAGCUGAGAACCACAAAGAGUGAGAUGGCUCGGUACUUGAAGGAAUAUCAGGACCUGCUCAAUGUGAAAAUGGCCCUGGACAUCGAAAUUGCAGCUUAUAGGAAGCUGCUGGAGGGGGAGGAGACCCGGCUGAGCUUCACCAGCGUGGGCAGCAUCACCAGUGGGUACAGCCAGAGCGCCCCCAGCUUCGGCAGGUCUGCCUACAGCGGCCUCCAGGCCAGCUCCUACCUGAUGAGCGCCCGCUCCUUCCCCACCUACUACUCCAGCCACGUGCAGGAGGAGCAGAUUGAGAUCGAGGAAACCAUCGAGGCUGCUAAAGCAGGAGAGGCCAAGGCAGCUCCUGCAGAAGAGGGUGAGGAGGAGGAGAAGGAGGAAGGAGAGGAGGAAGCAGGGGAAGAGGCUGAAGAAGAGGAGGAAGGUGCCAAGGAGGAAUCAGAAGAAGCCAAAGAGGGUGAGGAAGAGGAAGGAGAGGGGGAAGAAACAGCAGCAGAAGAAGGGGAGGAGUCCCAGGAAGCUGCUGAGGAAGGUGGUGAGGAGGAGAAGGAGGAGAAGGAGGAGAAGGAAGAGAAGGAAGCAGCAGGAAAGGAGGAGAGCGAAGGCAAGAAGAAGGCUUGACCUGAGGGCAGCUUUCCAUCAGAACCACGACUGACUGAGCUCCAGCUGCAGUCUCACCUAUUUAAUUCAGCGCCCACUGAGUUCCAGUCCAUGAUUAUGAUGUUUCUCCCUGUGCAGAGUCUGAGUUUGCUUGCAGAGCACCCAAGGCUUGCUCCCCGAGUGCCGCAUGGUUCCACGUAUGAGUUCAGGGCUUCUGUCCUUCCUGGGUGACCCAGAACCUUAACAUUUCAAAUGGGGGGGAAAGAAGUGCUGGGAAUGAAAGGUUACCUUUAACUUGCAUUUAAACUAAUUCUGGAAACGGUGGGUGGGGGAAGUGAUGGAGGCUUCAUUAAGUACGUGCAAUAAAGCUGUCAAUAAAGUUCAGAAAUGCUUACACGGA